GAGAAAGAAGAAAAGUAAAACCUUACCAAUGAAUAGGCUCGAUCCGAAUGGACAGUCCUAGCCCACAGUGUGUUGGACGGGCAAGCGAGCCAGUGCAAAUGUCAAUGCGAGACGAGCGAAGCUCAGGCAAUCAAUCUCGAGCAGAGCGCUUUCAAUUGUAUCCGGGGUUAACGGCUCCUAUGCUAGAACAGGCUGGAUAUGCGAGAGACGCCGAUGCUGGAGUGAUGGCGACUCGAGAGGGUUGUUUUGACGAGAACAAAGAGAGGCGCGAAGUAUGCAGCAGAGAAGAUGCAAACAGGACUCAACGAGGACGGGGCGUAAAUUGGAUAUAUGGACGCAAGGACCCGGGACACACGGGGAUGGGAAAAGAGGGUGGGCGCGAGAGGGACCGAGAUACAACUCCAGGGAGUGGAGAGGACCGGGGAGGGGCGUGGAUUGGGGCAGUAACUAGGCCUGAUGCACGCAAGCACGAGUCCAGAAUGCGACAAGGCACAAACGAAGCAGCAAGGACAGAAACGAGGACGAGGUCGAGGUCGAGGUCGAGGUCGAGGGGAGGACGAGAAGAAGACGAGAGAGAGGCUUGGAGACGGAUUAGAAACCAGUCCGGACUCAGCCCACCGCAGGCUGCUGCCUAACAGGCGUCCCUGUUUGGGCCUAGCGCAGGUGUGGGCUGAGGCGUAAGCGCUGCGGAGGACGAGCAUCCCUGCCCACUGAGGCCGCUGGCGGUACCUGGCGGUAGGGAGAGCCGCAACG
Messenger RNA from Trichoderma asperellum CBS 433.97, 753 nucleotides. The record is from RefSeq and is a predicted model, not a curated record. Lineage: Eukaryota; Fungi; Ascomycota; Sordariomycetes; Hypocreales; Hypocreaceae.